Messenger RNA from Arabidopsis thaliana (thale cress), 1422 nucleotides. RefSeq names its product high-affinity nitrate transporter-like protein. The transcript is spliced from 2 exons. Gene Ontology annotation, cellular component: plasma membrane. Gene Ontology annotation, biological process: nitrate transmembrane transport; response to nitrate. The record is from RefSeq and is marked reviewed. Lineage: Eukaryota; Viridiplantae; Streptophyta; Magnoliopsida; Brassicales; Brassicaceae. The coding region runs from base 126 to 821 and encodes 231 amino acids.
GUUCGUGUCGACUACCGAGUAAUGGCGCCCGAAAAUUCCCUUAAAUUCUUCGCACUAAAUGAUCGCCGGUUCAAAUAUUGGCGUCUAGUGGCGUUUAUGUAUUUAAAGAUGGGCAUUCUAUAAAUAUGAGACACAUGUGUGACACACAUUUAGUCGUCCUCCCUUACCAAGAUCACAUUCUCAUUCGGAUCAUGGCCAUCCACACUCUCCUCUUCGUAUCACUUCUCAUAUUCUCACUCAUCGAGUCGAGUAGUGGAGGAAAGAAAGAUAGACUCUUCACCGAUCUCCAAAACUCAAUUGAGGUCACCGCUAAACCCGUUAAAGAUAGCGGAGUUUUAGAGGCUGGAAAAGAUAUGGUGACAAUUACAUGGAAGCUAAAGUCGUCGUCAGCCAAGGUCGACACGGAUACUGCCUUCAAGACAAUCCAAGUCAAGCUUUGUUAUGCACCGAUCAGCCAAGUUGAUAGACCGUGGCGUAAGACUGAUAACAAGCUCUUCAAGGACAGAAGUUGCCCUCAUGAGAUUGUGUCCAAGGCAUACGACAAGACCCCCCAAUCACUCGAUUGGACAAUCGGACUUGAUAUCCCCACUGGAACCUACUUCGUACGUGCCUAUGGAAUCGAUGGAGAUGGCCACGAAGUUGCAUACGGACAGAGCACGGAUGAGGGAAGGACGACAAAUCUCUUCAGUGUUCAUGCCAUAAGUGGUCAUCACGUGGGGCUAGACAUAGCAUCCACAUUUUUCAGCGUCUUCUCCGUUGUUUCUCUGUUUGUCUUCUUUGUCAUGGAGAAGAGGAAGGCCAAGUUAGAGCAAAGGGAGUGAGUUGGAUUAACUAUGAGGUCUUUUGUUAAGUCGAAUAAAAAAGCGUUUACGUCAUAAUUGUUCGUGUUUGUCGUUGUGAAGAAAAUAUAUCCUUUCACUUUCCCAAAAUCAAUGUUAAAAUGCAAUAAUCCUCCAUAUACAUCUCAUAUAAACUAAAUCUUACUUAUAGAAAACCUUUUCACAUAAACAAAAAGUGAAAAGAUAUGAUAUUCAAAACAGUACUAAGUUCUCCUACGUUUUGUCACACUUUAAUAUUUACAUAUAUCUAGAUAAAUAAAAUUUUAUCAUCUUUUGAACAAUAACUAAAAAAUGUAUUUCAAUUUAUCGUAAAUUUUCUCAUCUUGGAGAGAUUCCACUGAUUUGUGGUCAUCUGAUCUCUCAGUCACAAGUCUUUUAUUGACUGAAAGUUUGACCUUACUUAAUCUUUGUAGAACCAAGCCGUAUACUCACAGAGUCUGCUUAAAACUAUUUCAAAUUUCACUAAACAAAUACAAAUACUAAUAGCUAAGUGAUUUGCCUAAUCUAAAGAAAAUAAUAAAAUCAAACAUAUAACCAUCAUUUUUUUUUCGAGCUUAGUCUUCAACACCAUAUCUCCUAUUUA